AUGGUGCUUGGACGCGCAUGGACGGCUGCGGAUGCUCUCGAACGGCUGGAUGAACGCGUGGAUCCGGAAGGUAGAAUUGAGGCUCAACUUAAUGUUAGGAAAAGAGGGACAUUUCCAGCCCAACCUCAAUCUAACCCAAAGGGUCAACAUGAGGUCCAUGAAGCAAGUUCAUCCCAACCUAAAUUUGAGCAAGUUAAGUCUGUCACAACCCUUCGGAGCGGAAAAAUAAUUAACAAAGAAAUUCCAACGAAGGAUGACAGACCUGAAAAAUCCAUUGAGAAAAGGGAUGAAAAUAAUACUGAACAAGAUGAUCCAAUACCUCAUCAUAAAAUAGUUGCUCCAUUCCCUCAGCGUUUGCUUGCAGCUAAAAAAGGAGUACCUGAUCAAGAAAUUUUGGAUAUCUUUAAACAAGUAAAGAUUAACAUUCCUCUAUUAGAUGCCAUUAAGCAGAUCCCAUCUUAUGCCAAAUUUUUAAAAGAUCUUUGUACCAUAAAGCGAAAGCUUUAUGUACAAAAGAAAGCUUUUCUAACUGAACAGGUGAGUGCUAUUCUCAAACACAACACCCCACCAUAUAAAGAUCCUGGUUGUCCUACCAUAUCUUGUAUCAUAGGAAACUUCAGGAUACAACGAGCCCUUCUUGAUUUAGGUGCAAGUGUUAACUUACUGCCCUAUUCAGUUUAUGAACAGUUAGGACUUGGCCGCCCAUUUCUAGCUACUUCCAAUGCUUUGAUCAACUGUCGAAAUGGAAUAAUGAAAAUGUCAUUCGGGAAUAUGACUAUAGAUUUUAAUAUAUUUAACAUUUGCAAACAACCCGAUAAUGAUAACGAAAAUGAUGAAAUUCAUGGAGUUAAUCUGAUCGACUCCAUUGUAGAGGAUGCUCUUGUCCCAUCUCUUUCUUCUGAUCCUUUAGAAACAUGCCUAACUCAUUUCGGAAAUACAGAUAUCAACCAAAACUUUAGAGAAAUCAGUGCUAUAUUAGAUUCAGCUCCUUUGUUGGAUACAGAUAGGUGGAAAUCUCGUUUUGAAGAAUUGCCCACACGCAACAAUAGUCCUCUACCAUCUAGUGUUCAAGCACCUAAACUUGAGCUAAAGCCUUUGCCAUCUGAGCUCAAGUACGCAUACCUUGGUCAAGAAGAGACUUUUCCUGUGAUCAUAUCAUCCCAACUCGAACAAAAUGGCUAUUCAGGUUACAACCAAAUUGCAAUUGAUCCUGAAGAUCAGGAAAAGACCACUUUUACAUGUCCUUUUGGCACAUUUGCUUACAAGAGAAUGCCUUUUGGAUUAUGUAAUGCUCCUGCAACCUUCCAAAGAUGCAUGCUCAGUAUUUUCUCCGACAUGGUUGAGCGCUUUUUGGAAGUCUUCAUGGAUGAUUUUUCAGUUUUUGGCUCAUCUUUUGAAAAUUGUGUGGACCAUUUAAGACUAGUCUUAAACACUGACCACGCUGCCCUUAAGUACCUUCUUUCAAAAAAGGAUGCUAAGGCGCGUUUAGCUUGCGGUGGUCAUUUCUCUGCUAAGAAAACGGCUGCAAAAAUUUUACAGUACGGUUUCUAUUGGCCCACCUUGUUUAAAGAUUCCCAUAACUUUUGCAAAGCUUGCGAGCGUUGUCAAAAGUUAGGUGGGAUAACUCGUAGGAAUAUGAUGCCUCUCAAUCCAAUUUUAAUUAUCGAAAUAUUUGAUUGUUGGGGAAUAGAUUUUAUGGGCCCAUUUCCUCCUUCAUUCGGAAAUUUGUACAUCUUAGUAGCUGUAGAUUAUGUCUCCAAAUGGAUUGAGGCAAUUUCUUGCAAGCAAAAUGACCAUAAAACUGUGUUAAAAUUUUUAAAAGAAAACAUUCUUUCUCGAUUUGGAACGCCUCGAGCCAUCAUCAGUGAUGGGGGUUCACACUUCUGUAAUAAGCCUUUUGAGGCUUUAAUGCGAAAGUAUGGGAUCACCCAUAAAGUCGCCACCCCUUAUCAUCCACAAACAAGCGGACAAGUUGAAGUAUCCAAUCGAUCAAUUAAGAAUAUUCUGAAAAAAACGGUUAACCCAAAUCGCAAAGACUGGUCUUUGCGUUUAACUGAUGGAGAUAAUGAAUUUCAAGAUGACUUACCUAUUAGAACGUUUCGUGAUUAUUUCCAACCCACUAGGACCAGUAGACAAUUUGUAGAAAUGAUGUGUAAUGGUGAAUUCAUGAGUAAGGAACCAAAUGAAGCCUGGGAUUAUUUUGAUCUUUUAGCAGAAAAUGCACAAGCUUGGGAUACAACAGAUAAAAAUGAAAAAUCAAAAAUAGCACCUAAUGCAAAAGGAGGAAUAUAUCUUAUUAAAGAUGAUAAUGAUGUCAAUGUAAAAAUUGCUAAUCUGACUAGGAAGGAUUGUCCUACAAUCCCUGCUUUUCAAGAAGUGUUGCAUGAUCAAGCAAAUUUCACCAAUACUUAUAAAAGACCAUUUCCAGAAACAUAUAAUCCUAGUUGGCGAAACCAUCCUAAUUUUAGCUGGAGACAUGGACCCACUGCCAAUGAAUCUCAAGGGAAUUCUGUUCCUACUCCUUAUGUGCCACCACAUAGGAAAUCCCUUGAAGAUACUUUGCAAACCUUCAUGCAAGGGCAGACUCAAAUAAAUCAGAAUACAAUGCAAUCACUCCAAGAACUUAAAAAUUCUGUAGGUAGAAUUGAGGCUCAACUUAAUGUUAGGGAAAGAGGGACAUUUCCAGCCCAACCUCAAUCUAACCCAAAGGGUCAACAUGAGGUCCAUGAAGCAAGUUCAUCCCAACCUAAAUUUGAGCAAGUUAAGUCUGUCACAACCCUUCGGAGCGGAAAAAUAAUUAACAAAGAAAUUCCAACGAAGGAUGACAGACCUGAAAAAUCCAUUGAGAAAAGGGAUGAAAAUAAUACUGAACAAGAUGAUCCAAUACCUCAUCAUAAAAUAGUUGCUCCAUUCCCUCAGCGUUUGCUUGCAGCUAAAAAAGGAGUACCUGAUCAAGAAAUUUUGGAUAUCUUUAAACAAAUCCCAUCUUAUGCCAAAUUUUUAAAAGAUCUUUGUACCAUAAAGCGAAAGCUUUAUGUACAAAAGAAAGCUUUUCUAACUGAACAGGUGAGUGCUAUUCUCAAACACAACACCCCACCUAAGUAUAAAGAUCCUGGUUGUCCUACCAUAUCUUGUAUCAUAGGAAACUUCAGGAUACAACGAGCCCUUCUUGAUUUAGGUGCAAGUGUUAACUUACUGCCCUAUUCAGUUUAUGAACAGUUAGGACUUGGCCGCCCAUUUCUAGCUACUUCCAAUGCUUUGAUCAACUGUCGAAAUGGAAUAAUGAAAAUGUCAUUCGGGAAUAUGACUAUAGAUUUUAAUAUAUUUAACAUUUGCAAACAACCCGAUAAUGAUAACGAAAAUGAUGAAAUUCAUGGAGUUAAUCUGAUCGACUCCAUUGUAGAGGAUGCUCUUGUCCCAUCUCUUUCUUCUGAUCCUUUAGAAACAUGCCUAACUCAUUUCGGAAAUACAGAUAUCAACCAAAACUUUAGAGAAAUCAGUGCUAUAUUAGAUUCAGCUCCUUUGUUGGAUACAGAUAGGUGGAAAUCUCGUUUUGAAGAAUUGCCCACACGCAACAAUAGUCCUCUACCAUCUAGUGUUCAAGCACCUAAACUUGAGCUAAAGCCUUUGCCAUCUGAGCUCAAGUACGCAUACCUUGGUCAAGAAGAGACUUUUCCUGUGAUCAUAUCAUCCCAACUCGAACAAAAUGGCUAUUCAGGUUACAACCAAAUUGCAAUUGAUCCUGAAGAUCAGGAAAAGACCACUUUUACAUGUCCUUUUGGCACAUUUGCUUACAAGAGAAUGCCUUUUGGAUUAUGUAAUGCUCCUGCAACCUUCCAAAGAUGCAUGCUCAGUAUUUUCUCCGACAUGGUUGAGCGCUUUUUGGAAGUCUUCAUGGAUGAUUUUUCAGUUUUUGGCUCAUCUUUUGAAAAUUGUGUGGACCAUUUAAGACUAGUCUUAAACACUGACCACGCUGCCCUUAAGUACCUUCUUUCAAAAAAGGAUGCUAAGGCGCGUUUAGCUUGCGGUGGUCAUUUCUCUGCUAAGAAAACGGCUGCAACAAUUUUACAGUGCGGUUUCUAUUGGCCCACCUUGUUUAAAGAUUUCCAUAACUUUUGCAAAGCUUGCGAGCGUUGUCAAAAGUUAGGUGGGAUAACUCGUAGGAAUAUGAUGCCUCUCAAUCCAAUUUUAAUUAUCGAAAUAUUUGAUUGUUGGGGAAUAGAUUUUAUGGGCCCAUUUCCUCCUUCAUUCGGAAAUUUGUACAUCUUAGUAGCUGUGGAUUAUGUCUCCAAAUGGAUUGAGGCAAUUCCUUGCAAGCAUAAUGACCAUAAAACUGUGUUAAAAUUUUUAAAAGAAAACAUUCUUUCUCGAUUUGGAACGCCUCGAGCCAUCAUCAGUGAUGGGGGUUCACACUUCUGUAAUAAGCCUUUUGAGGCUUUAAUGCGAAAGUAUGGGAUCACCCAUAAAGUCGCCACUCCUUAUCAUCCACAAACAAGCGGACAAGUUGAAGUAUCCAAUCGAUCAAUUAAGAAUAUUCUGGAAAAAACGGUUAACCCAAAUCGCAAAGACUGGUCUUUGCGUUUAACUGAUAUAGGAGACAAAGAGUUGAUAGCAGACCUGAUACAAUUAGAUAUGCAUAACUUUGAUGUUAUUCUUGCGAUGAAUUGGUUGUUCGAGUAUCAUGCUCAUAUUGGCUGCUAUGGCAAAAAGGCUUAUCAGCCUAUGUGGUUUGACAGUCAAAAAGAAAUAAGGCCAAAUGAUAUUGCUAUUGUGAGGGAAUAUCCAGAUGUUUUUCUAGAGGACCUACCUGAUCGAGAGAUUGAUUUCAAAAUUGAUCUCAUACCGGGUGUUGGACCAAUCUCCAAAGCUCCUUACCAGAUGGCCUCUACAGAGAUGAGAGAAUUGAAAGUUCAGCUACAGGAACUUCUAGAAAAGAAAUUCAUCCGCUCAAGUGUUUCUCCAUGGGGAGCUCCUGUUUUGUUUGUAAAGAAGAAAGAUGGAAGCAUGCAGACAUGCAUUGAUUAUAGGGAGCUAAACAAGUUGAAAAUUCAAUCUGAGGAUGUGCCCAAGAUAGCAUUUCAGACCAAGUAUGGGCAUUAUGAAUUUUUGGUUAUGCCAUUCAGACUAACCAAUGCACCAACUGCCUUUAUGGAUCUAAUGAACAGGGUCUUUAGAUAG
Molecule: messenger RNA, 5178 nt
Organism: Phoenix dactylifera (date palm)
Lineage: Eukaryota; Viridiplantae; Streptophyta; Magnoliopsida; Arecales; Arecaceae
Source: RefSeq, a predicted model, not a curated record